Messenger RNA from Ahaetulla prasina, 3312 nucleotides. It is a transcript of the gene NUFIP2, whose product is annotated as nuclear FMR1 interacting protein 2. Gene Ontology annotation, molecular function: RNA binding. The record is from RefSeq and is a predicted model, not a curated record. NCBI's taxonomy places the organism in Eukaryota, Metazoa, Chordata, Lepidosauria, Squamata, Colubridae. The transcript is spliced from 4 exons. The annotation marks the transcript as partial. Gene Ontology annotation, cellular component: nucleoplasm; cytoplasmic stress granule.
UGCCUGGCUGGGCGGGGCCGGAAGGGGCGGCGGCGGCGCCCCCCCUUCCGCGCCAGGCAGCCGGGGGCGGCGGGCGGGCGAGCAGGCGGAAAGGCGGCCGGUGCCCGAUGGAGGCGCCCCCCCCGCCGCUCCGCUUCUACGGCCAGGGCCGCCCCCCGGGCCAGGCAGGCGCCCCGCGGCCCCGCCCCGCCCGGAGAAGGACACGGAGCAGCAGAUUAUGGCGAACUCAACGGGACCGUUGGUGAACGAGACCCCUUCCUGACGUCUCCCGCUGCCGGUGACUCGUCUGGCCCCAUUUCCGUCGUUCCCAACGGCAGCCAGCCCGGCAGAGAGCUCAGCUUGGCUCUCAAGCAGACGGCGAAAGGCGGCAUGUUUGUCAAAGCUGGUCUGAAAACCAAGACCUUCAGCUUGAAAAACAGCCUGGACAGGAAGAACGAGCGAUGCCACGAGAGCCGAGCCAGAGACGGUCAGUCCUGGGACAAAACCGAGAUGCACCCCGUCCCCAACGGCAUCGUGGCCGACGGCUCUGAGUAUCUCGCCAACGGCUGUAUCGGCAAAGGGGCGGACAACGACGGCAGCGGCUCGGAGAGCGGCUACACCACACCCAAGAAGCGGAAAGGCCGGCGCAACAGCGCCAAGGGCUGCGAGAACCUGAGCCUGGGGCAGGAGAAGGUCGUGCCGUGCAGCCCCGUCCCGGCCUUGAAGCUGGAGACAGACCCCUUCAGGGCUGACGGAGGGGACCCAAAGACCGACACUCGGCCGGACGGCCUGAAACCCGCGUGGAAGUGUGAGCAGCCGGGCGGGCUGGGGGUGGGCCGUGGGAAGCCAAGCGGAGUUGGGGACAUGCUCCGGAAGGCAGCGGAGGCCAAAGUCGGACCGGCCGGCAAAAAGUUUGAGGAGCGUCCCAAGGGGAAGCACGUCUUGGUGUCAUCCUCGAAGGAAGAUUCUUGGACCCUCUUUAAGCCGCCCCCGGUUUUCCCCGUGGAUAACAGCAGCGCGAAGAUCGUUCCCAAAAUCAGUUAUGCAAGCAAAGUGAAAGAGAACCUCAACAAGGCAGCUCCUUCUCUGUCCUCCUCCUCUUCCUCCUCCUCCUCUUCCUCCUCCUCCUCUUCCUCCUCCUUGUGUUCGUCUUCUACGGGCGAGGUCCCAGUCCAGACUUCCAACCGCCUCUCCCAGGUCCCCAUGUCCGCCAUGAAGUCUGUUACAUCGGCCAGCUUUUCCAACGGGCCCAUCUUGGCCGGGGCUGACCGUGGGGUGUGUCCGGCCGGGGUCCAGGCCCUGCUGGUGCCAGCUGCUAGUACUGUCCUUUCGUCUUCUUCCAAACUGGCGGCCCAGGACGCUGGUCCCUCCGCAGUCGCCAUGGACCCGCAGAAGUCGAGCCUUUUCAUCUACCCGUCAAACAUGCACAGCCUGUUCAGCGUGGCGCCCCAGGCCGAGUCUCCGUUCCUGGCCACGCAGCAAAACCUCGGCGAUAUCUUCCAGAACCGGUGGGGGUUGUCCUUUAUAAACGAGCCCAGCGCGGGCCCGGAGACUUCGCCCAGGAACCCGACGGACAGCAAGGUGGCCGAAGUGACCUUCCAGGGGUCCUCCCCCACCACGUCGGUUCCUCAGGGGGCUGAGGCGUCUUCCGCUGGACCCGAACAGCCGGCCUUCCCCAAGGCCUAUGAGCUGGCCAAACGGACUAGUCCCCAGCUGUUGGGCGGACUCUUAAAGAUGGGGGCCACUGGGGAGGAGAGCGACCUCUUGUUAGAGCCUCACUUGCCGGGGGGCCUGCCCCAGGCUGAGCUGGGGCCCCCGGGGGCCUUUGUGUUCCUCGCCAAGGACUAUCACGUAGACAGCCACCUGUCUUCGCCUACGAACACUUUGUUAGUCUCCACCAAAGAGCAGAGGCGCCCCGGCAGCCUAGAACGGAAAGCCAGCUGUGGGGAGUUUGACCUGCGGGCGGCUGUUCUAUAUCACAUCCAAGAAAUGGAAUCUAUUUGUAAUUUACAAAAGCGAGACCCAAAACGGAUAAUCACUUACACCGAAGCCCUGGACACCCCCAGCACCUGAGCAGCAGCCGACGGUUUCCGCUGGGCACGUGGCCAGCCCCGUGGCCCAUACCCUGAAGGGGCCGCUGGGCCACUCUGGUCAUCUGAAUCCAAACCGCAGGAACAUCCCUUCACGUGUGUGUCCGUGUGUAUACCGAUGCACACCCGCAUAACACAAUCCCUAUUCUGGGCUUGACGAAACUCUACCAAGCUGGCAGAGACUCCCCUGUGAUUAUUUAAACCCCCACUUCCGAAUGUCCGGACCUUUCCCGAUUUCUCGUUUUUUCCUCCCCUUCGGCUCCCCCCGUUUCUUUUUUUUUUUCCCUCCCUCCUGUUAAAAUGAAACCAGAUGUGGGUAGAGACUUAGCUUGUCCCGUAGCUCUGAGCAUCGCGACCAGAAGCGUGUCAGGUUUUUGUCGUCGUGUUUUUCGGGGGCCUUUGCAAUCAUUGGUAACACACUAACCAGGAGGAAACUCUUCUGCACCCCCCUUUUCUUCACUGGCGGCUGGUGGGGAAAACAGGAAUUCAUCUUGGAUCUUCGCGUCUCCCCACCACCCUGGCGAAAAACGGAAGGGGAAAAAAAAAAGUGGAAAUUCAGACAGUUGCCGAAUUAGGGGGUUUCCCUUUUUGGGGUGCGGUGGGGGUGAUGUUUUCACGAAGAUACACCCAUCCUUCGAAUCCCUCGACCGUGGUUGGCGGGGUGAGGCGAGGAAGGGACUUUUGUUGUUUUAAUACGGUAUCCAGGGUUGGGGUAUGAGUGUGUGUCUGUGUGACAAGAGCGAGAGGAAGGGGGGGGGGACAAAGGCACUCGCUGGGGGGCUCCUUCCGUUCUUUUAAAGCCGGGAUAUUUCCCCCCCGCCCAAAAAAACCCACCCGGAUCUAUUCUGAGCUUGGCUGGCGAUUCUUUAGCGCGGGUUCAAAGCAUUUUUAUUUUUUUUUUGCUAACGGUGUGCAUUGCAUGUGUGAAUGCGAGAGGGACACACACACACACACACACACAAUGCACAUGGCAACUGGUAUGGAAGUUAAUGUAUUUCUCUUGCCCUCCAUUCUUCUGGAGGGGGGGUUGCCUCCCCCUCACUCACCCCCACCCCGCCUGCUUUCUCACUAGUGGUAACUCUGGACCGCUCCCCCUUCACACACACACACCCUUGUGGGGGGAGUGUCUUCUGAGGAGGGUCUCCAGAUUUCCGUUUUUAUGGCCUCUUAUUGUUCUGACCCGUUCUUGUUCCCUUGCGAAAGCAGAAGGGCGAAGUUGGGGUGGCUGGCAUCAAAAUCAGUU